AGACUCAAGUGAACUCAGUGUUUAUUCUAAAAUAUUAUUGAAUAAUCAAAAAGAAAAGUAGUGGUUAGCUUUCAAAGGCCGAGUAAUAUGGUCAUUGAACAAUGGAUAAUAUUUAUUUAUAAAAUGUCUUGUGUGUAAACUUUGCUAUUGAAUAACCAUCGUAAUAUUAUUUAUGACGCAUAGUUUCAGUUCCAACGCCAUUGUUGAAUAAAACUCUAUCAAUUAUUUUCAAACUAUACGUUGUAUGGGCGUGCAUUCUUGGUCGACAAUUAUUCGACGUACAGUGAUUAAUCUAUUUUCUAUUAUAUCAAUUGAAUGCAGUGCGCAAGCGGACACUUUUAUUAAUAAAGUAACCAUAACGGAGAUCGUACAGUGUUUUAGAGAAUAGACGACGGGUCUGUUAUGUUACAUAACAUCAUGGAUUACGCUUUUUAAUUGUGCCUUUAAAUAUUAAUAUUUAUGGCAAUGGCUAAUUAUCGCGUUAAUGAUGAUGACAGUCCCGAGGGUAAAACUUCAGUACUAACAUAUGACACUAGCUUCUCUCAAACGUGAAAACCGGUCUCCAAAGAGUAAAGCCAAACUUUUGUGUAUAAAAUUGUGUUCUACGUUUCCCUUUGUGCCUGAAUUAAAACAGUAUGUUGGAGUAAUUACAUGUGGAUUAUUAUUAUGGGGAUCGUCAUGGUUCCUGUUUGAAGAUGAUGUUCUGCCCGGAGGUUAUUUAUUCGAAAUGGGAGCUUUGGUUGUAUCUGGAUAUAGUUUUGGUCACACGUUGGAAAGAUUUACAACAUUAAAUCCAGUCGUUGGAAUGACCUUAGUAGGGGUGACAUGGAGAUAUUUUAGUUCGACAAACUUCCUUAAAAAUCCAAUUGCAGACUCCAUAGAUUUCCACCUCAGGAGAAUUUACCCCGUUAUCAUUCUAACAAAAGGUCCACUCACAUGGAAUUGGCAAUAUAUCAAAAACAACUCUAUAAAAGUUUUCUCAUUGGCGACUCUCCCCUGGAUCGUCGAGUGUUUAUCUACCGCUGUCCUCACUCACUUGCUUCUGGGGUUCCCUUGGCACUGGGGUAUUCACCUUGGCUCUAUAUUAUCCUCGGUAUCUCCAGCUUUAAUUGUGCCUACAACUGUUGCACUAAGCUCUAAAGGACUUGGCUUAAAAAACCAAAUAGCUCUACUGGUAGCAAACGCUGGCGGUUUAGACACAGCCUUCACUGAGGGCAUGUUCGGAAUUAUUAAUAGCGCUAUAUUCUAUCCAUCAGAACCCGUUUACCGCAUAGUUAAGGCGAUCUUAGCGAUAUUUGUUGGUAUCGGCCUGGGAAGUGUCUGGGCUAUAUUUGUAGAUUAUAUUCCGGAUCAUAAAGAUUUUUAUGCUCCAACUGUGCGCAGUCUUCUUAUCUUCGCUGGGGGUCUCUUCAUCACAUAUGUAUCCGGAUACUUAGGAUGGGGUGGUUCAUCUGGAGUAGCUAUAAUGAUAUGUGCUGGUUCAGCGGCUACUCGUUGGGCUCGCAGAGAUUGGCCAUUGAAUAAUAACCCCGUCUCGGAAGUUUAUAAACUGCUCUGGACAAUAUUUGAACCCAUGCUUUUUAGCUUAAGUGGAUACUUUUUAGAGGUAUCUCAAAUUACGGUACAAGAAUUCGGCCUUAUUGUGGCCUGUAUAUUUUCAGCCCUGUUUAUCAGAAUGAUCACAGCUUUGCUUGUAGCCCUUGUUAAUAAUUUAACAUUUAAGGAGAGCCUAUUCAUUGCUAUUACGUGGAUGCCUAAAGCUAUAGUCGAGGCUGUAUUAGUGAGGGUAGCUGUGGAUUCCUUGCCAAGUGAUAGCGCAACUGCUCAUGAUAAAUGGAUUGCGACCCAUCACUCAAAAAUUAUUGUUAUUGCCAUAAUUUUCACGUCCACGUUGGGGUCAGUCUUAACAACUGCAUUAGGCCCAAUUCUUCUUUCUCGUGAUACAAAAGUUGCACCAAUGGAGGAACCGCAAACGCUAUCUUCGUGUCAAGGGGACGACAUCGCCAGGACAAAUAAUAUUUUAAAGUCCCCAUGUCGUAUAGAACAGCUAUAAAAACAUUAAAAGUACAUUAUUUUUGUUUCUUGCUUAUUUUUUAAACAUUUAGCUGACACAAAAAAGAAAUAAAAAUAUUAAAUUUA
This is a messenger RNA of Danaus plexippus (monarch butterfly), 2139 nucleotides long. RefSeq names its product sodium/hydrogen exchanger 9B2-like. Gene Ontology annotation, biological process: proton transmembrane transport. The record is from RefSeq and is a predicted model, not a curated record. NCBI's taxonomy places the organism in Eukaryota, Metazoa, Arthropoda, Insecta, Lepidoptera, Nymphalidae. Bases 527 to 2053 code for a protein of 508 amino acids. The transcript has 11 exons. Gene Ontology annotation, molecular function: antiporter activity. Gene Ontology annotation, cellular component: membrane.